Molecule: messenger RNA, 591 nt
Organism: Stereum hirsutum FP-91666 SS1
Lineage: Eukaryota; Fungi; Basidiomycota; Agaricomycetes; Russulales; Stereaceae
Exons: 4
Coding region: 12-185 (57 amino acids)
Source: RefSeq, a predicted model, not a curated record
GAAGCUGGCAUAUGCACCUCUCAUCUCAGAAUCACCAUGGGCUCUCGUAUGACUUGCUCGAACUGCAAAACCAAGAAUAUCUGCUGCGACAGUAUCAGGCCAGAGUGUGGACCGUGUACAAGGCGAAGGUAUAUGCCAGGUGGUCUACCAUGCGACUACAGCGAGAGUCUUCACCAUACGAGUAAUCUAGGCCCGCUUUAUGAAGGCGACGCAUGCAUUCUUUGCCGUGAACAAAAGAAGGUAUGUAAAUUAUUAUGGCCCUGGUGUUAUGUUCUCACACGGCCAACAAAAAAAAAAAAGAGGUGUAGCGGCGAGCGUCCGUUCUGUCGAAACUGUGUCGCCAUAGGAAACCAUUUAGGAUGCGUUUACGAACGCAGCUUAGCAUCUGGGACAAACCUGCCCCUACGACAUUCUCCCGAUCCAUUGCUAUUGCUUUAUCCGGAUCUCCUCAUGCGCCUACGUGCCGAGUUUCUUUCGCAUGGUGGAUACUGCUGUGUCCGUAUGAUACCAGAGAAACUAGACGCCAUAGCCUGUGGCGAUCUCACUGGUCGUAUUGUCCAUCCGAUUUUUAUUCACCUUGCACACAUAUUA